Messenger RNA from Soboliphyme baturini, 438 nucleotides. Lineage: Eukaryota; Metazoa; Nematoda; Enoplea; Dioctophymatida; Soboliphymatidae. The record is from the annotation of a GenBank genome assembly.
AUGGCUAUGAACGCUGUACAGUCCACCAUUGAAAAGCUCGACCAACUGAAGAGUAAACUUGGUCGGUCUUUGGGGACCCCUAUGCGGCUUCGGGACUUGAUUCGACAGGUCAGGACUGCUCGCACGGCAGCUGAUGAACGAACGGUGGUUCAGAAGGAAUGCGCCAAUAUCCGCGAGACAUUUAGGGAAGAGGACAAUACAUGGAGGUGCCGGAAUAUCGCGAAGCUGUUUUACAUUCAUAUGCUUGGUUAUCCGGCUCAUUUUGGACAGUGCUUGAAAAGAAAGAUCAUUGCAAAGGUCGAGGAAAUUUACAUCACCCCCUUUGGAACAGCGAGCACAAAGGUCAUCCGUGCAACUUUCGCGAAGGCUUGGGAAAAUGUCGGAGGUCAUCUUUGGGUCCAAGAAGUUUUAGUGUUCCAUGGCAUGCAGAAGGGUUAA